CAAGCAGCCAAUGGGAGGGGUGCUGUCGGUUGUUGUUGCCCUGUGAGGCGGCUGCGCUGUGCUGUUGGGUGCCGGCCGCUGCCGCAGGAGCCAUCCGUGAGGCCCUAGGCCCCCCGUGCCCGCUCGCCUCUUGCUGCCCCCCACCGGUCCCGCAGACCCCGCGGAGGGCGGGGAGAUGCAGCCCCCGGGCCCUCAGCAGCCGCCGCUCUAUGCACCCAGCAACGGGGAUUUCACCUUUGUCUCCUCAGCAGACGCCGAAGAUCUUAGUGGCUCAAUAACAACUCCAGAUGUUAAGCUAAAUCUUGGAGGAGAAUUCAUCAAAGAAUCUUCUGCAACUACAUUCCUAAGACAGAGGGGGUAUGGCUGGCUUCUGGAAGUGGAAGAUGAUGACCCAGAAGAUAACAAGCCACUCCUGGAAGAACUUGACAUUGAUCUGAAAGAUAUUUACUACAAAAUUCGAUGUGUGUUGAUGCCUAUGCCAUCUCUUGGGUUUAACAGGCAGGUAGUGAGAGACAAUCCAGACUUUUGGGGUCCUCUGGCAGUAGUCCUCUUCUUCUCAAUGAUUUCAUUAUAUGGACAAUUUAAGGUGGUUUCUUGGAUUAUAACUAUUUGGAUAUUUGGAUCCUUGACAAUUUUUUUACUGGCCAGGGUUCUUGGAGGAGAAGUUGCUUAUGGCCAAGUUCUUGGUGUGAUAGGAUACUCCCUACUUCCCCUCAUUGUCAUAGCACCUGUACUUUUGGUGGUUGGAUCAUUUGAAGUUGUUUCUACCCUAAUAAAAUUGUUUGGAGUCUUUUGGGCUGCAUACAGUGCUGCAUCAUUACUAGUUGGAGAAGAAUUCAAGACCAAGAAACCCCUUCUAAUUUAUCCAAUCUUUUUAUUAUACAUUUAUUUUCUGUCCUUGUACACCGGGGUGUGAUCUAGUACAAGAUGUGGCUAGAAACUGUAUUUUAUUCACUUGCAGACUGAUAAUGCGUAAGAUUAAGGAGGCUGGAGAUAAUACAAGUGACUGUUUUGUAUCCAGUUGUCAAGAUGUUUUAAGAUUGAAGAGCAUAUUUGUGUAUAUUAUUUAAUGAAGCAAUUGUAGCUAUAUAGAUUUGUAUCAAAGUUCUAGGUUUGUUUAAGACUCUUCAGAUUUUAAUGAGCAAAAUAAAAGAACCUUGUGUUUUAUAAGAAAGUGUAGCAAAACCACAACUCAAUACCUGUGCCAAAAAGCACUAGGACCAGAUUACUAUAUUUGAGGAAAAAAAGAUGAGAAGUUAAUGGUAACGAUCUCAAAGUGCAAUUUUUCUUUUCAGCUUAAACACAGCUGGCUUUUUUGGCACAGCAAAUUCUGUAGAUAAUAUAUAUUUAUGAAACGGUUCUGAUUGUUCACAGAAUAGUCUGUAUAAUCAAGACAUGAAGAUACUACUUUUAAUUUAGUGCCUAAAUUACUUUGAUUUGGCUAUUGAGUUUUUAUAAAUUCCAGUUUGUUUUCAAAACAUGUAUAUACUGUGUAUUUUGUAUCUAUGGCUUGUGUGUAGCGUAAGUACUCCUUGGUUAAGGAUGUAUAUUGGGUUUUUAAAAAUUGAAGAUACAAGUAUUUGAAGUCUUCAUUUACUAUCUCUGACCAAAGGAGCAAGAUAUUUACUGUGCGACAUAAUGAAUUGGAAUGCAUCUUUAGAGAAUCAAAUUAUUUUACUCAGAAGUGUAAGUUUACAGAGAAAUAGGUAAACACCUUUCCCAACUGUAGAGAUGGCUUAAUGUUGCAGGAAAAAAAGAUGAUCUUUCAAAUUUGUGUGAUCUUAAAACAAUGUUAUUUUAUGAUGACAAAAUAAAAGUAAUGCUUCCCUAACUAUGUUUUACAACAUUUUGCUCUGUCUUGCUUUUAAUAGCAUGAUAUUUAACAUGCAUCCAUGGUUUGUUUUUUUUGGCUGUGUGUUUGUUUUUUUUCUUUCCCCAGUACUAUUAAUCCCUUGUAAAGAGAAAUAAAACAAAUUUGCAAGGGCAGAUUCUCCCCACAAUAAACAAGGCAGAACAACAGCCUUGGUAACAGUUACAGUCUUGCUAAUUUUGACUAUCCAAGGAUUAUGUAAUAAUGUGGUGACAUGUUAAAUAUUUCCUGUGUACUGUGUUGAUUGCUUAUGUAAUGGUCCUUAUGGUAAUGUUUCUUCACAAAGGAAGUCCACUGAAGUUCACUUUGCAUGGUACUAACUUAGGUAUUUGCAAUCUUCAGUAUUUAGCAUUGCCAAAUAGAUUUUGAGCUUCUUAGUAUUUAAUUUUGGUAACAGGGGAAAAGAAAUCAUUCCCCGUCCCUUUUUUUUUGUGUGCUUCAAAUAAAAAUUAGCCAUUAUAAGGCUGUCUGAUCCCUAAUGGACAUGCUUCCGUACCAGAACUGUAGUUUUUCAGACUUUUAGACUGUGUAACUUGCCGUUUUAGUAACUAUUUUUACUACUCAUUAAUGAUGCAGAAUAUAUAUUUAAACUCCAGCUCUACCACAGACCUUUAGCUUAUGCAGUCUGCUUUUCUGGCUGAUGCUUGUGUUGGUUUCAAGCAGAACUAAGUAAAAGUUGGUGCUGGCCACAAAUUGUAACCUAAUACUCUUAACUUGUAAUACAUUAAAGAGGAAAAACUGGAAGAGAGGUGGUCUUUUCACCUCAUUUUUGAUUUCUGCAGAAGUCCUGGUGGAAUUACUGCAGAUCUGUCCUAAAUCAAUUAUAGCACCAGCUUAGUUCUUACCUGUGUUUUGUGAGCAUCCAUAACAUAUUCUUAAAAAAGCAACCAAAAAGAACAACAAAAAAAGUGUAUUAGCUCUGGAAUCUUGCAUGAUAAUUUGGUCUUAUCUCUGUUUCCAUGACUUACAUUUCUUUUUUAACAGGAAUAUCCAACUAGUAUUAGAAGACCCAGUAUCAACCCAGACCCUGUCUGUGAAUACUGGUUUACUAAACAUCCCCACAAACAUGAAGGGCAAAGACACAUUUAGGUUGUUAGGCUGUCAGAGAGCUUUAAACUUAGUUCCUCUUUGCAUAGCUGUUCUAUUCAAUAUCCAUAAUAGGUCCUAUGCAUCUGAAAUGACUGAAUAUUCAAAGGAUGCAAGAACAUUAUUUAAUCUCCAAGUAUCUUAUUUUCCUCUAUAGUGAUGUUCUAUGAAAUUUAUAGUUGCAAGUUUAACUGUUUCUUUCCACAGACUUGGCACAUGUGUAAUAUGCAAUGUAGAUAUGCACUUAACAUAGUACAGAUUUUGUACACGAUUGCAGAUUUGCACCUUUUAAUCUUAGUCUCUCUAUGGUCACCUUCUGCGUAUGCUGUGCAAGAAGUAUGUACAAACAGCUCUUAAAUGGUUCUGAUAGUUUGUAAUAACUUUGCAUUCAACAAACUCAUAUUUUUAGAUGAGGUAUGUGUGUAAAUACAAGAUGUAUUUUAUAAAAAUUUUGAAUUAAACUUCUUUACAGAA
Messenger RNA from Melopsittacus undulatus (budgerigar), 3430 nucleotides. It is a transcript of the gene YIPF4, whose product is annotated as Yip1 domain family member 4. Gene Ontology annotation, cellular component: membrane; trans-Golgi network. Bases 176 to 916 code for a protein of 246 amino acids. The record is from RefSeq and is a predicted model, not a curated record. Gene Ontology annotation, biological process: endoplasmic reticulum to Golgi vesicle-mediated transport; vesicle fusion with Golgi apparatus. The transcript has 6 exons. NCBI's taxonomy places the organism in Eukaryota, Metazoa, Chordata, Aves, Psittaciformes, Psittaculidae.